This is a messenger RNA of Cynocephalus volans (Philippine flying lemur), 1655 nucleotides long. RefSeq names its product transmembrane protein 106B (gene TMEM106B). NCBI's taxonomy places the organism in Eukaryota, Metazoa, Chordata, Mammalia, Dermoptera, Cynocephalidae. Gene Ontology annotation, cellular component: lysosomal membrane. The transcript has 9 exons. Gene Ontology annotation, biological process: lysosome localization; dendrite morphogenesis; lysosomal transport. Bases 353 to 1180 code for a protein of 275 amino acids. The record is from RefSeq and is a predicted model, not a curated record.
CCCUGCGCUCCAGCGACUCCCGUCGCUCCACCCCCGGCACCGGGACUGCGGACUCGUUGACCCUGUUCUAGGGCCUGUCCCACCGGAGCAGCCCGGGACUGCGCAGCGCCCCGCGUGCCGGCCUUCCAGUAGGAUGCAAUUUACACCCCUGCUGUGUUGACUGAGAUUCCAGAAAAGGUGACCGAGACCUUGCUACUGAGGCUAGUUCAUCUAAUCCCAGUUCAUCCAAUGUUCCUCAUAGACCCCGAAUUCACAGUGUUUGGAGACAGUGAUGUUAAAUCACUUCUGAACCACCUGUGGCUGGCAAGUGUUGGUUUGAAUCAGAUUUAAUGUCAUUGAGCCAAAUUAAGACAUGGGAAAGUCUCUUUCUCAUUUGCCUUUGCAUUCAAAUAAAGAAGAUGCUUAUGAUGGAAUCACAUCAACUGAAAAUAUGAGGAAUGGAUUGGUUAAUAAUGAAGUCCAUAAUGAAGAUGGAAGAAAUGGAGAUGUCUCUCAGUUUCCUUAUGUGGAAUUUACAGGAAGAGAUAGUGUCACUUGCCCCACUUGUCAAGGAACAGGAAGAAUUCCUAGGGGGCAAGAAAAUCAACUGGUGGCAUUGAUUCCAUAUAGUGAUCAGAGAUUAAGGCCAAGAAGAACAAAGCUGUAUGUGAUGGCUUCUGUGUCUGUCUGUCUGCUCCUUUCCGGAUUGGCUGUGUUUUUCCUUUUCCCUCGCUCUAUUGAUGUGAAAUACAUUGGUGUAAAAUCAGCAUAUGUCAGUUAUGAUGUUCAGAAGCGUACAAUAUAUUUAAAUAUCACGAACACUCUAAAUAUAACGAACAAUAACUAUUAUUCUGUUGAAGUUGAAAACAUCACUGCUCAAGUUCAGUUUUCAAAAACUGUUAUUGGAAAGGCACGCCUAAACAACAUAACCAAUAUUGGUCCACUUGACAUGAAACAAAUUGAUUACAUGGUACCUACUAUUAUAGCAGAGGAAAUGAGUUAUAUGUAUGAUUUCUGUACACUGGCAUCCAUCAAAGUGCAUAACAUAGUACUCAUGAUGCAAGUUACUGUGACAACAACAUACUUUGGCCAUUCUGAACAGACAUCUCAGGAGAGGUACCAGUAUGUUGACUGUGGAAGGAACACAACUUAUCAGUUGGGGCAGUCUGAAUAUCUAAACGUACUUCAGCCACAUCAAUAAAAACUGCAAAAGAUGCAUUAGAGAAAAAGUAUCAGUUGAUAUUUUCCAAACUCUCAAAGAGGAGGUAUUUCCUAAGAGGAGAUCUUAAAUUGAACAAACUUGAAGUUUACACUUCUAUUUCAAGAGUAUGGUUAAAAAUAUAUGGACUUGCAAUUAUUGUAACUCUCCACUCUGUGUUAAUGAUAUAUUUGUACCAGGAUCUUUUACUUAAAUCUAAAUUUACCGAUUGAUUUUUUUCUUCCUGUUUCCAAAGGGAAAAAUUGAGACUUCCCCAAUGGUAGAAUAAAUAAUUAUUUAGAAGUCAUAGCUCCAAUCACUGCUGAAAACAUAAUUUUGGUGAAGAACAUAAUUUGAGAAACUUAAUUUCUGAAUAUUUUUAUAGAAAAUUACUGAGAACCUAUGAUUCUUGGAAGACUUAAAAAAAAAAACCUUUUUGCCCUAUUUUAUAAAUUCCCAUUGUUACAUGGUAGUAUUU